Dendrobium catenatum is the source of this 1383-nucleotide messenger RNA. Its product is annotated as serine/arginine-rich splicing factor SR34A. Gene Ontology annotation, molecular function: mRNA binding. Bases 209 to 1072 code for a protein of 287 amino acids. NCBI's taxonomy places the organism in Eukaryota, Viridiplantae, Streptophyta, Magnoliopsida, Asparagales, Orchidaceae. Gene Ontology annotation, cellular component: ribonucleoprotein complex; cytoplasm; nucleus. The record is from RefSeq and is a predicted model, not a curated record. The transcript has 15 exons.
ACCUCGAAAGGUCAUUUGCAUCUCCACGGUUGGCUUGAAGCAGUCGAAUCUCGACGUCGGACCUAGGAGCGCUGAAACCCUAGUUCCUAACGUCGGCGCGCACAAGGCGAGCAGCAAGUUCGCCGAUCUUUUUUCCUUACGAUAAAUGCUGAUGGGAUACAUAGGAGCUUUGCAGCUGGUCCUAGGGCUUUAGAGGAGGUUUUUUUACAUGUAUGGAGCUUUUUGGAGAAAAUGCACCAUUGGAGCUUGUGGAGCACUGAGCACACCAAGGAUUGUUCUAUUGGUUAUAAAACAUACAUAUUCAGAGAUGAGUGGCCGUGCAGGCCGUACUAUAUAUGUUGGCAACCUUCCUUUGGAUAUCCGUGAAUGGGAAAUUGAAGAUUUGUUUCACAAGUAUGGCCGCGUGGUGAAAAUUGAGUUAAAGAAUCCGCCUCGACCACCUGGUUAUUGUUUUGUGGAGUUUGAAAGUUCACGGGAUGCUGAGGAUGCAAUCAGGGGACGUGAUGGACAUAAUUUUGGUGGUUCACAUUUGAAGGUUGAGCUUGCCCAUGGUGGUAGAGGGUACUCAUCUUCGAGUAGUCGAAGCAGUCGCUAUGGUGGUGGAGGUGGUGGAGGAUCAGGCAAAUUUGGGGUCUCACACAGAUCUGAAUUCCGAGUUGCGGUCCGAGGAUUACCUUCUUCAGCUUCAUGGCAAGAUUUGAAGGAUCAUAUGAGAAAGGCUGGGGAUGUGUGUUUUGCCCAGGUGUUUAGAGAUGGUGAAAGAGCUAUGGGCCUAGUUGAUUAUACUAACUAUGAGGAUAUGAAAUAUGCUAUUCGCAAGCUUGAUGACACUGAGUUCAGAAAUCCUUAUGGAAAAUCCUAUAUUCGGGUGAAAAUUUAUGAGGGAAGUAUGUCUAGGAGUCCAAGCAGAAGCAGAAGCAGAAGCAGAAGCCGUAGUAGAAGUCCCAGAAAAAGGAAGAGUCGAAGCAAUUCCUUGGACCGCCAUGCUGUGAAACGAGCUUCUAAAUCAAUCUCUCCGAGGCUCAAGUCUGCUUCCCCAGCCAGGUCAUCAUCGAAAUCCAGAUCAGCUUGAUCCUGUUAGGUUUGUUGAGUUCAGUGGGGUCGCUGCACCACCACAGCAUGCACCAUGCUGCCGUUCCCGGGAAGUAGCCAUCUUUCUUUAUCUACUAUGGACUGCAAUUUUGUGUCUACCAGUUAGUUCUGGAGCAUCGGAUUUUAAAAGUACAACUUCUUACUGUUGUGUUUAUUUAUCUUUAACUGCAUUUCUUUGAUAUGACGUUUGUAUUCUCUUCCAAUGUUUGUCAACAAAUUCAAACGAAAGCAUGAUAACGCUUACCUCCUCUGUUGAGGCUAAACAUCACCGCAAAACGCUCCUUUCCUUUC